Paramuricea clavata is the source of this 2973-nucleotide messenger RNA. Lineage: Eukaryota; Metazoa; Cnidaria; Anthozoa; Malacalcyonacea; Plexauridae. The record is from the annotation of a GenBank genome assembly.
UUCUCAACAUUUUUCAGGUGGUUCAAACACAAACCAUGGCAGCUCAUAGCCUAUACUUACCAUAGUUAAUGGUAUUGUGUCUUCAUUUUGUGCCCAUGUCACGAAAACAUUCUCAAGCAUUUGCCCCCUUCGUUCCAGCUCCUCCCCUUUCAUUCGUUCCAUUUUUUCUCUUUCCAUCCGUUUCACUUGUGCGCUUGCUUUUAACGUCACCAACCGAUUUGCAUCAAUCUCAAAAAUCUCGCUCUUCAGGUCUUCUGCGACCUUCCUCAAGCCUUUGGCAUAUGGUGAAGCUUCUGGGAAAUUACUAUACCUUGGAUUAUUUCGCAUUAAGUACUGUGCUAAAUAAUUCACUGGAUUAAAAUUUGACACUGCCGUUUCAGUAUCAACAAGUUCGCGUUUUUCUGCUUCUGUCAAUAAUUUCUCCAAGCCCAUUAUUAGAGAAGGAAACAAGUUCUCUAUCAAAUAAAUCCGAAGGUCAAUAGUCGCUGGAUUAUUGUUCAUCCAUUCUCGGGCCAGCACGUCCAAAGGCACGAGUCUAUUUUGAGGAAACGCCAUAUCUCGCAAACGUUUCUUACGCUCAGAUUUAGCUUUCUCGAUUCGCUUGUUUAUGGUCGCUUCAUGCUUUGAUUUCCAGCGACGAACAGAGUUUCUUGCAAGCUGUGCAACGUACGGCGAUGCUAUGCGUUUUGGGCUUUCUUGCUCAAAUUCUCAAAUUCAUUUUGAUUUUUUACGUCAGUAAUUGACCUUUGCGCGAGCACAGAGUCUGUCAUUUCGCCAGCCUUCGAUCUAGUUCAAUUCUGAAUUGUCCACGAAUAUAAUUUCCCAAAUCUUAUUAAAUUUCCGAACAAUAUAAAUCUUAACUUUGUCCCUUUUUAAGCCAGAAAUUUAAAGCAAUAUACAGUAAAUAUGUAGACAUAUUAAAAGAAAUUGACCACCUUUGACUCAAAACGUGGAUUUGUUGUAGCACGGUUGUAGUGAUGUACAGUGAUUUGCAGUAAUUUUUCCCCUCGGUUUCCAAGGAUACCGCAUAAACAGCUUGUUCUUUUGACUAUUCAAAUUACACUUAAAUAUUCAAAUUAAACACGGAAACGGAAAGUUGACAGACAGACACUUGCACCCUGCUAGUACUAUAAACUAAAACUAUUUACAUGAUGUGAAAAUACACGAUAUCACAACCAUUUCUCAAGUUGGUUCUCUAACGAUAAAAAGUUUAAAAUGGUGUGUAUUCUGAGUGCUGCUCAGUCGACUCUACAAGCGACAUUGCGACCAGCAAUCUGGCUUCCGGGUAUCAGAAGUUUGCAUUCUUGUAGUGAGAGGUAUUAUUACUGUAGAUUCUUCGUGCUUUUGUUUGCAUGAAUUGUCAAAAUUCGAUAUUCUAACAUUCAUAUACAAUUCCACAAGAAAAUAAUACUUGAAUUUCGCGAUCAUACGGUAUAAAUAUAGUAUAUAUUAUAGUUUAUAUGGUCGAUAUAAAGUUGAAAAUCCAGUGCUUUUAAUGUAAAUAAUAUAUCACAUGAUAGCAGCUAUUUAUAGGAAAAGAAAUGGAAAUAUUAUUCUACAUAAUUGUUACACCAAUGUAGCAAAUUAAUCAUGUUCUGUAUUAAAUUUGCAACAAUUUAUAGUUUAUUGCAUCCUGGAAUGUUCUCAUUUCUAAUCUAUUAAUAAAUAUAAGUCAGUGUUAUUAAUAUUAUAUAUUAACAAUACUGUAGUAAUAUUAACAAGUUUAAAUUUAAUUUUUAUCAAUAACUUUUCCAGGUGGGAAAUAACCGAGCUUACUCCGGCAAUAUGUGUUCAAAAAGUUGUCGAUGCCAUCGCAAGAUUGGCAGAGAAGGAAAAAAUCUUUUUACACAAGGUAACGGCACAACUUUGCAAAGUCAAAGCAAUACAGCCCUGGCCCCCGGCAAUCUGAUAAGAGGUGCAUUGAUAGCAAGUUGCACUUACUCCAACCUUUCCUUAAUUAGCUGCAUAUGAAAUAUAUUUUCAUAUUCAUUUUAGGUUGAUAGAGAGAGAAAUAUUGUCCAGAUUUUUAGCUAUACAAAAGCAGAAUGGCUGGAUAUUGUUGAAAUUGAAUUCUAUCCCGGUCAAUUUUCUGGCACUGAAGGGAAAGUAAGUCAUUGAGUUUAAUAAAACAGAAACACAUGCUUUUUCUGUACAUGUCAUAUCGGUUUCCAAAGUAAAAUCAUGACCAUGCAGCUGGGUUAUUCCAACAAAAGUAUAAGCAAAGUUAGUAUCAGUAAUUAACUCUUAAUUCUUAACUACAAUAUACUCUGAGUAAUUAAAAUUCAAUUAUUUGUUUCAGGCCAGAUCUUUCUCGUCAGGUCUACUACCAGUAUGGGUUCCUUUAUCUUUUGUCUUUAACACGGUAAGGUUAUAGUCAACAAAAAGAGUGACUGCGAAGCAGACUAGUAAGGUUACAGUACAUUAUAAUUUUCCAGGCCACAGUAAACAUAACAUAUUAAAUACCUAACUCUGACAACUAAAUACUAAAUACUAUCCUUUCUUUUUCAAUAGAUUUUCUUUUUUGUGCCAUUCUACGACAACCAAUUUAACAAAAAGAGAUUGGCAAGAAUCAAAGAAGCAAUGCACCUAGAUAGACUUGACCAAGUUGAGCAACAGACCUAGUCUGAGCUUCAGAGCUUAUAUUAAAUACUAAUUAGUGAUAUUUUUUAUUUUGUGUUAAAUAUAUGAUAAUAUUUGUAUUUAUUUUCACACAAAUUUUUGCUGUUUUGUUUUGUUUUAUGAGAUAAUAAAAAUUUUUUUUAUGUUAACACAGUUGACAUCGAUAUAAUUAGCUGUGAUUGCAACUAAUGGCAAGCCUUUCAAGCAAGUAAGCUGAAUAUUUCAUUAAUACGUUACCAAUAACUGAAUAGCAAUUUCGAUUCAAACUCUCAGACUUGACUCAUUGUCGAUUGUAGGAAAUUUAUUGCCCAUCCAAUUCAUCUGUCAAAUCUUUUGCUUUCACCUUCUUUUUUG